GGAAAAACAAGAAUAAAGGCUUGGUAUUUUCCAUAUAUACAUGAUUUGUAAGAAUGCUUUUGUAUUUUUUGUGUCAAGCUUUAUUGUUUUUUUUUUUCUGGAUCUUUAAAUUUUAAGAACAGUAACAGACUUGAGUAUUUUUUUACGCAGUGAAUAGAGAUAGAAUGGAAACAGAUUGUUUCUCCACAGUGCGUAUUUUGGUGUUUUCUGGGCGUGGGAGCCGUGAUAGAAAUCCACACACACUCAGGUGCGAACCCUCUCCAGCAGGAGGGGGCUGGCUCGUGUUGGGAUGAUUAUUUAUUCAUGCGUUUCAUUCUUCCGCGCGUCAGCAGUGGGCGCUUCCUGCUGCACAUAAAGGCGGCGGAGCCGGAGGGACGCGCGCACACUGCGAGUCUGCGCUCCGCGGCGCCGCUGUCCUCCUCUCUCCGCCUGCAGGCAGCACCAACCGGACUGAAGGAAAGCGAGCUCGAGGAACACACAUCUUCUUCCUUUUUAGGGGGAAUUACGGUUCUGCAAAGGCGCGGGAGCACAAAAAGAGAAAGAAAGCAUCUUUUUUUCUUUUGUUUUUGCUUACAAGAAGGAGGGAAAUGCGCGCGGAGCGACGCGUCUAACGCACCGAGGAGUUUAUUAAAGCAGGUCCAUGAAGAGGAAAAAGAUCUGCACCAAUUAAAUUCCUCUAUUCAAGAGAGACCAUUCUAUUCAGGAGCAAUUGGAUGAGUCUUAUUAGCCCCCUGCAACUAAAGAUGAUGUUGCCAUGGAAACAAAUUGUCCUGCUAUCAAUCACCGGAUGCCUUGCAGCCUGUACGGAGGAUGUCAUAUUUCAAGGGCCAAGAUGGAGGACGGAGCCAAGUGACCUCAUUUUACCCAUCAACUCCCCGGACCAUCAGGCCACCCUCACGUGUGAGGCCGAGGGGAGCCCGCCGCCGCAGUACAGAUGGUCACUAAACGGAACACUCAUUGAUCCGGGGCACGACUACCGGCGUCGCGUGUCUGGGGGCAGCCUGAUCAUUAGCAACCUGGACAAGGACCAAGACAGUGGCGUGUACCAGUGCACUGCUUUCAACACGAGGGGCUCCAUCUUGAGCCGCAGAGCCAGCCUUCAGUUUGCAUACAAAGACAACUUCAAAACCCAGAUGGUGAGGAGCGCCGUUAACGUUCGAGAGGGCCAAGGAGUAGUUCUGCUGUGUGGACCUCCCCCACAUUCUGGAGAGUUGACUUUUGCCUGGAUCUUCAACCAGUAUCCAUACUUUGUCCAGCAAGACAGCCGAAGGUUCAUCUCCCAGGAGACCGGGAGUCUGUAUAUCGCCAAAGUGGAGCCCUCAGAUGUUGGGAACUACACUUGUGUGGUGAACAACACCAUCACCAGGGAGAAGGCCCUCAGCUCUCCAACACCAUUGGUCCUCAGGAACGACGGUGUAAUGGGCGAAUAUGAACCCAAAAUAGAAGUUCAUUUUCCAGAUCCAGUUCCAGCUGCCAAAGAGUCGGUGGUGAAACUGGAAUGCUUCGCUCUGGGAAACCCGGUGCCAGAAAUAAGCUGGAGGAGGACCAGCGGCGUUCCUUUCCCCAGCAAGGUGAAAAUGAAGAACUCAAACGCCGUCCUGGAAAUACCCAAUUUCCAGCAGGACGAUUCAGGCACCUAUGAAUGCAUGGCGGAGAAUCGGCGAGGAAAAAAUGCGGCGCGGGGUCGCAUUUCAUUCCACGCUAAACCUCACUGGAUCCAGACCAUGACGGACUCGGCUUUGUCCAUAGAGGAAAACCUCUUCUGGGAGUGUAAAGCCAGCGGAAAGCCCAAACCGUCCUACAGCUGGCUGAAGAACGGGGAGCAAGUGACGGCCGAGGGCCGCGUGCAAAUCGAGAAUGGGGCCCUCUCCAUCACCGCGCUGAACCUGUCGGAUUCCGGGAUGUAUCAGUGUGUGGCCGAAAACAAACACGGCACUAUUUAUUACAGCGCCCAGCUAAUGGUGUUGGCUUCUGCGCCGCACUUCACUAAAACGCCGCUAAAGACGCUGCUAAAAGCCCGCUCGGGCAGCGAGGUCACUCUGGAAUGCAAGCCCGAGGCUUCUCCCCCAGCAAUUAGCCUGUGGAAGAAAGGGAACGAGAUUCUACAGAGAAGCGAAAGGAUAUCUUUGUUUUCAAAUGGAACACUGAAAAUUGCCAAUGUCACCAAACGGGAUGCAGCCAGCUACACGUGCGUGGCUAAAAACCAGUUUGGAUCAGCGAGCACAUCUGGAAGACUCAUUAUCACAGAACCCACCAGAAUCACCGUGAGGCCCACCAACAUGGAGAUCAUCGUGGGGGAGAGCAUCGUGCUGCCUUGCCAGAUUGCCUCCGAUCCCGCUCUGGAGGUCACGUUCUCCUGGGCGUUCAACGGUCAGCUGAUCGACUUCCAGCGAGACGGCGACCACUUUGAAAGAGUGGGUGGGAGCGUUUCUGGAGAUCUGAUGAUUCGUAACAUCCAGCUGAACCACGGUGGGAAGUACGUGUGUGUUAUCGACACCGAGGUGGAGAGCCUGUCCACGUCUGCCAUUCUCGUCGUCAAAGCACCCCCAGGCCCCCCAGACAAGGUUACAGUGGAGGAAAUCACAGACAGCACCGCUCAGCUCAGUUGGACUCCAAGCCGGGACAACGGCAGCCCGAUCACCGGGUACAGCGUCCAGGCUCGGACACCUUUCACUGUUGGCUGGCAGGCCAUGGACACAGUGCCGGAGGUGGUCACAGGGAACAUGCUCACAGCUACAGUGGUGGGCCUGAAUGCAUGGGUGGAGUACGAGUUCAGGGUGGUGGCUCGCAAUGCCGUUGGCCUCGGAGAGCCCAGCCCAUCCUCGGCUAAGACCAGGACAGAGGACACAAUCCCCGACACGGCUCCCACUGAUGUUGGAGGGGGAGGCGGCACAAAGUCUGAAUUAGUGAUAACUUGGGAGCCGGUUCCUGAGGAGCUGCAGAACGGAGACGGCUUCGGCUACAUCAUCGCCUUCAGGCCGGCGGGUGCAGUCACAUGGACGCGGGCGGUCAUCUCUACGCCCGGUGUGUCACGCUACAUUUUCCGCAAUGACACCAUCCCACCCUUUUCGCCAUUCGACAUCAAAGUGGGAGCCUACAACAACAGAGGGGAGGGGCCAUUCAGCACCAUAACCACCGUCUACUCGGCAGAGGACGUCCCCAGUGUGCCUCCUAAGAGGGUUCGGGCCAGGAGUUUGUCUGCAGCACAAAUUGAAGUAAUGUGGGAAGCUGUCCCCGACAUGCCUGAAAGAGUCCUGGGUUAUGAGGUUGUGUACUGGGAAGAUGACACCAAGCCCGACACCAUCGGCAAAGUGCGCAUAACUGGAAACUACACCCUGGUUAAUAUCACAGGGCUGAAAGCAAACACGGCGUUCUACCUCUCUGUGGCUGCUUUCAACACUGCCGGCCCCGGACCGCAGUCUGCGCCCAUCAACUGCACCACAAAGAAGCCACCUCCUGAUCGGGCUCCGCUCAACAUACAAUGGACCAUGAUCGGCUCUACACUCACCCUGCACUGGGACCCUGUGGUCGCCACGGAGAUGGAGUCAAAGGUGACGGGGUAUGCGGUGGUGGUGAAGAAGCAUCGCUACAACGAAAUCAACACCAUCUUCACCAACAAAACCACAGCCGAGCUCAGCCUCUCCGCCAGCGACAACUAUCUGAUUCAGAUCAAGGCUCUGAGCGAGGGCGGGGAAGGCGUGGGCAGCGAGCCCAUCCACAUACACAAGCUGAGCAUGGGCGCAAGAGGUUCGGGAGCAGGUCACCUCAGUCAAGUUCCCCUCUCCGUCCUACUCAUCCGUUCAGUGCUCUGCUCGCUCUGGUGAUACGGGAUCUUUACAUUCCCUACUUUAUUGUUGUCUACGCCUACCCUCCGCUGGACCGGCAUAAGGUUUCAAUGGCGAGCUCAGAAGAGGAUUCGACUGUUUGAAACUCCAAAGUCCUUUUGGAAGGACGGUACGACGGAAUCCUAAUGAGUGGCGCGUAUGAUGUCUUGCAGGGUUUCUUCCAGUGUCAAAGUGCCAGGUUGUGCUUUAGAAAGUCUGACGUCCACUUGACCUUUAUUCUUUCAUAUGUCAUUCAGAUACUAUUGCCUUAAAACCCACUUAACAAAACAUAACAAACCAAAGUAGAAGGCGCUUAUAUUACCUGAUUAAAAAAACAAAAUUACAGUCAUACAGCAGCAUCAGAUGCAUCAGUGAUGCUGCUUCCCAAUAAUCUUGAAAUAAUCACAAGAGUUGCUGAAAUCACAGUGGGUCUGCUGUCUUUCGUGUGUUCUGCUGAAAUUAGUACCUGCUGACGACAUUGCAAAGAGAUAUCCGAUGCAGAUGCAAAAUUCAGCUGAUAGAAAUAAGGUUAGGCAGAGUUGUCCUGGCCAAUGGAAUCAUGUAACUGCAUAUUCAAAUAUAUUGGUGGUAAAACAGCUUUUUGCUGUGUUUACCUCGUCACAUAUUGAUGUUCGGUUGAGGACCCCGCCCCGUCACUUUUUGAUAUUUUGGGUGUCUCCUACUCAUUUUUUGACAUGCUGGCUGUUCCCAUAAAAUUACGGGUCCGGAAACUGAAACUAGACCAGUACUGGGAUGUGGAGUGCACCAGUACCCUAACCCAGUACCAGUGCCCCAGCCUGGUACCAGUUCGGGUCUGCUACUAGCUGAGAUCCAAUACUGCGUCUUGUAUCAAAUCUGGUACUACAUGCAGACUGGUCCUUGGGACACGACCGGUAGCGGUACCCUAACCCCAUUACUGGUACCCUAACAAAGUACCAGUUCGCGUCUAGUACUGGUUUGGGUCCAGUACUGCAUCUGGUACUGCACUAUCAAAUGCAUUACAGCACGUAGACUGGUCCUCCAGACGUGGCUGGUAGCAGCACCCUUCUCCUUACCCCAUUACUGGUACCAUAACCCGGUACUAGCUUGCAUCAGGUACUGGUUCGGGUCCAGUACUGCAUCUGGUACCACAUCUGGUACCGCUGAACCGGGUGCGUGCAGACUGGUCCUCGGGACUCGGCUGGUAUCAAUACCCUAACCCCAUUUCUGGUACCCUAACCCAGUACCGGUUUGCGUCUGGCACUGGUUUUGGUCCAGUACUUCUUCUGGUACUGUGGUACCGGAUGCAGUACUGCAUCCAAGCUGAUAUUGGUACCCUAACCCCAUUACCGGUACACUAACCCGGUACCGGUUCGUGUCUGGUACUUGGUUCAGGUCCAGUACUGCGUCUGCUAUGGCGUCCAGGACUGGUACCCUAACCCGGUAACAGUUCACGUCUGGUACUAGUUCGGGUCCAGUACUGCGUCUGGUACCAGGUCAGGGUAGCGGUAAUGGCUGCGUCCCGAGGACCAGUCCUCGUGUGGUACAGCCUACGGUACCGUUGUGGACCCAUGAUUUUACGAACAGCCAGCACGACAAAAAACAACAAGUUGGGGACACCCGAAACGUCAAAAAGCAACCCAGGGGUCCUUAACCAAAUGUCAAUAUGUGACGACUUGGGAGUGAGAAUUUGUUGCAUUGACACAAUGGUGUCCAACAAAAGCCAGUCAACAACACAGAGUACCAGUUGAGUGCUGUUGCCAGACUGCUUUUUAAUGCUGCGUUCACACCAAAUGUAACUAGUCCAUCAAAUUUACGUCGGCCACUUGUUUUGGCAUGCCUAAAAUUUGCUGCUAAACACUUGUCCAAAAGUUUGUUCAUAAACCUGAUACUCCUGUGUCCUGUACUGUGUGGAAGGAGCUACCAAGAGUAUAUCUCAGCUCCAUUACUAUAUCAUGGAAGACCUAGGCAAUGUUGUGAAAUUAGCUUGAUUUUAUUUAUUUUGGAGAGCUCUAUAAAGGUGUUGGCAAGCAUGUCUGGGAUCAUGGCAUCAUUCAGAGACUCUCCUAAUACGGGGAAGUUCACCAUGUACUGCAGAAACGAAUGCAUCACGGACGCUUUCAGUAGUUCUUCUGUCUCUCUGUGGCCCAGUUUGAUAACUUGCUGUCCCACAUUUGUUCGAAUACACUAAAAAUAAGAACAUAAGAGGAAUAUUUAUUUUGUCUCUGUACAUAUUAAAUUUGAAGGAGCACAAGCGGCAACAAACAGCUUUUCCUCCAUGCUGGAUUUGGACUUCUGCCGCUGUUCACAUCAAUAAUACUUCACUACCAAAGCUGAGUUCCUGAUUAGUUGACAAGAGGCGAGAAACUUUGACAUGCGUCAGAUUUUCAACACUCUUUGCUGUGGAAAGCCUUGCUGCACCAGCAGAAAUGUGCUGCCACAAGAUAAUCAUCACUCAAAACACACCCAUCAUAGUGUAUGUACAUUAUCUUAUCAAUGAAACUGAAUGCCUCUGAUAGGCCAAUUGCAUUUGGUGUGAACGUAGUUUAAGAAUACUUUAACUCACAUUCACAAUUUUGAGUAUAAUCUUUGGCUGCAUCUAUGUCUUGCUUUCCACCCAUUAGUUCCCAGCAAUGGAUUCCUACUGGUCAACCAGUACUACUAGUUCUAUAUUUUAAACAAAUGAAUUUGAGCAUAGGGAUGGUGGAGUGCCCAAUUUUGGAGCCCUCCAGAUUCUUUCUCUGUUUCUUUGCAGAUGAUGUGGUUUUUGUGGAUUUUCCUUGAAAUCUCCAGCUCUUAGAGUCCUCACGUCCAAGUUUGAGUCCAUGGUUAUUUGUGGAUGGAUCAUCCUCAGCAGUUAACUUUAUGUGAGGGGCCAUCCUUUUUCUCCACAUAGAUGGGCACUUGACAGUUAAAUGAUGCUCCGUCUAGUAUAUUCCAUCUAGAACAAAAGUUGAAUAACGGACAACCCAGCUGAUGUGUGACUGUGCUGCAUCCAUCUUCGUUGGCAAGUGAUGGAUAGAUUAGUGCAGCUAUAUGGACUCUGUACCUGCCCGUUGUAUUAAAAGGAUCAGUGCGAGUUAUUGGAUUGACACGCCUUUACCCUCACCUAUGGUCACCAGCUGAAGUGCUGAAUGAAAAACUAAGCCAUCAGAUACAGGCAGCUGCAAAAAGUUGCUUCUAUGUGAUAGCUGGAUUUUCACCUAGAGUGAGAAUAAAAAGCUAAGUAUCAGCGGGAUAUCCGGCUAUGAUCCCUUCUGGGUAUGUUUCAUGGGCAUGUCCAACCAAGUGGAGGCACUCUGUUAGACCCUGGACCACAGAGAGAAAUUUCUCUAAAGAACAUGGCAUCUUUUCAUGGAGCUGGAGGUUGUUGGGAGAUCUGGGCUUCUCGGGUUCCUGCUGCUGUGACCCAAAUAGAGAUAAGCAGAAGUGAAUUGAUAGAAUUGUUUAUUUUGUGCCAUUUUUUCCUAAAGAAUAUUGCAUUGCGGGCAUUGUAUCUUCACCAGUGUUUGUCAAAUACAUGACAAAUUCAUAAUUGAUGAGCUGUGCCUGAAACCCACUUAAUUUAGGGUGCUGAAAUAAUAUCAAGUCUGCCAGAGGAGCCACAGGCUCACGAGCUUCAUACCCCCUCAACAACAAGCCGAUAGAGCUUGGCAUUUCUGCUCUCUAUCUUGAGCUCCUAUAAAUAAUAAAUGCCUAUCACAGUCUGCAUUAUCAGUCCAGCGGAAGAGGUUGAGAAUGAUAGAUGUACGGUGAAGCUCAGUGCAGAUGCCCUGAAGUGUACUGUUUUUUUUGUGUGCGUUUUUUUUUUUUUUUCUACGUUAAGAUGACCCAUGUGGUCUGAAACACAUCGUGAUCUACAGCCUAGAUGACCGGCUGCCACAAUAGGACAAGAUAACAGUGCCUUUAUUAGAACUCACCCAGUGUUUUUCUUUAUUUCCUGUCCAGAUAGCAGAGUUGUCUUUUUUUUAAUGAUUUUGAAGUAUAUUAGCGAUGAAAAACUCAGAAUGUGGCAGCCACUUUUGGUGAAAAACAAUUGCAAUGGAAUGUGAUGAAUUGCAGACGUUUGGUCCCGAUAUUUCUGAUCUGUCACUUUGUCCAAACAAAAAGCUACGUUCACACCGACCUCAGUGAUACACGUUCAAACGACCACUUCUAAUAUUGUUUCGGCCCCAAUAGGCACACCAGCCUCAGUCUAGGGGGGACGACCAAAAAAGGGACCAUAACAUAUGAAACUGGUCACAAAGAUCAUGAGAAACACAGUUUAUUGACGAGAAAAAGAAACAGUGUCCUGUAAAGCAAAAAUAAGUUACUGCUACUGCUGGUUAAAAAAUAGAAUUGCAAAACAAAGGGAUUGGAACCUUGGCCAAACAGAAAAUAAGUCACGGAGACUACUAACAAAAAGAAACAAAGACUGCCAAGGUCCAAGCCCAAACUAAAAUAACAAAACCCAGCAGUUUAAGACUACUGAGGAAAUAAAGAAGAAAAAAGAGAACCAAACAAACCAGCACAAUUCAAACUCAAAGACCUGCUGCUCCUCAAGCCUCCUGCUCUGCCUGCCUUCCUGCUGGUUGACAGCCUCCCCUGGCUUAAAAGCCUGGCAGGUCCUGGUCAAGCACAUUUAGGCACCUGUAUUCAAAGUUUUCGCAUUCCCAUGCAAGUUUCUGUUCAAGUUUCUAUGACUAUUUUCCGGCUUUAUGUACAAAACACAUGCCCAUUGAAUGCUCAUUAAAAGUUAAACCAGGUUGAAUUUUGACCAGUCAGGGACUUGGAUUUGUUAGUGACGAAUGGAUGACAUCCCAUUAAAUACACUGAAGUGCCAACCGUUUGAAAAUUGAUGAUGGAAAAGAAAUUAAUAAUUGUGGUUUGUGCCCAACCGAAAUUAUAUGAUACCAAUGUAGUUUUGUUAGAUUCCCACCGCUUUGACAUUUUGUACUGAACCUCUUCAAGCUAUUGAUGGCGGACACAUAUGGAGCUAAAUUGGGGCCAAUAUUAUUUGACACCCAAAUAAAACAAAUUGGAAAACAUAUCCAAAUCUUUUUACUAUUCUUAAAUAAAAUUAAUUAUUUUCUGCUUCAAAUGUUCAAUUUUUUAGUUUUCAAAACUCAAUUUUUUUUUUGAAUCCCCUCCCUGAUUGUUCAGUGUGAACACUAAAUCUUAAAAGCACAUAUAAGAACACUUUAUUAGCAUCUUCUAGAAUGUGCAUCACAUGCUCGGUGUGAUUGUAGCUUAAGAAAGCAUCAGAAUAAUGUUGGAAUGGUUUGGACACACACCAGAAACUAGGUACUUUUCUCACCUUCUGCAUCAGUUGGUCAAAAGAAGCUACUGCUGGGGUCCUGGGCGUUGUUAUAGUGAAUGGAUGUGGUCAGCGGAACUGCUAUUUAUUUCUGUGCCUUUGCUAAAUGUGGGGUUGUGCACGAUUUCUUAAGCAGAGGCAAGUUUUUUGUCUUCAUUUUGCACUCUUUAACUCCAAUCCCCUCCCCCUUCCCUCUCAAAGUCAAAUUAAAGCACAACGAUUUGAUGCAAGGUGACUGGAAGUCGUCACUUAACCGUCUGAACAGGUGGACGGGACCCCAGAGGCCUCAUAAAAGGUCCAAACGGCCGACGCGAUUGGGCUGUCCCAUCCGCCCCCUUGACUGGAUUCAUAAAACUCUGUGCUCGUUGAUUAAACUGCUGCGGCCCAAGUCAAUGGGAUAUUGAUUUUCCAGGGCCAUUAUUGUGGCUGUCACAAUCCAGCUGCUUGAUUGACCGAUGCCCAACUUCUUAUGCACUUGUUCUGUUGUGUGACAGUACAGUAUGUGAGGUUUCAGACGUCCUCUACUAUUUACUCCACUUUACUCCCCCAUAGAGACAAUGUUUUUUAUCUUUAAUAUCUCCUGGUAUUUGUCUACUCUUUGCUUUGUUUUUUUUUUUUUUACUCCAUUUACUCUUUAGACUCAAGACAGAAGAUGAGUAGUGUAGUGACAGAUUGUGGCUUUGAACUGAAGUGGUGACCUGAAAUUGAACUGCUGAUUUGAUUUUUGUUUUGUUUUUUGGAUUGCAAAUCUAAACCAGCAUCAUGUUCGAGCAGCAUCUCCUAUUUGCCGACAGCAAAGACGCCCGGUCACACCAGCAUUUAAAGCCGUGACAGUUGCUUUGUUAGAAGCAAUUCAAGCCCACUUUGAUCACAAACUAGUCUCUUUUUCCCCAUCUCAUGUGUAACAACGCUUAGAGAGGAUGUUUUAACAUGGCUAAUUAUCUGUUGUCCACAAUGCAUCUAAUUUAAAUCCACUAAAUUAACUUUAACUGUCAUGUUGGGUCAUUUCUACUGAGUAAACAUGUUAAGAAAAUAAUAUCCCGAGAUAAAAUCAUUAAAAAGAAACAUAUAUUGUUAGAACUUUAGUUUUACCUAGCUAGCAUGUUAAGCAAUUAACUUGCUAGCUAGCUUUGUUAUAUCAGCAAAUAUCUACAUAAAAACAUGCAUUUUGACUAUAAAACUGUGUUUUUAAAACUGUGUUUUUUCUUUAUAACUUCGCUUUACUGGGUUAUAGUUCAUGAAAUAUUAGAACCUUUUUGUUUAAUUCCAUCCAAGUUGGCUUUUAAGUUUUUAUUUGGAGGCUAAAAGCAUUAGCUUAUCCUAGUAUUGCUCCAAUAUAUCCUAAUCUU
Molecule: messenger RNA, 10448 nt
Organism: Oryzias melastigma (Indian medaka)
Lineage: Eukaryota; Metazoa; Chordata; Actinopteri; Beloniformes; Adrianichthyidae
Gene: cntn3b
Product: contactin 3b
Exons: 24
Coding region: 714-3824 (1036 amino acids)
Molecular function (GO): protein binding
Source: RefSeq, a predicted model, not a curated record